AUGCAAUUGAGCUUGAUAUAUCUCGCACUAGUUGCCCAACUGGUAGUAGCCAAUCAGUUGCCUCCCGAAAUAGAAAAGUGUCGCUACCAGGACGAAAAUUGUCUUCUGCGCAGCAGCAACUCAGUGAUUCGAAAAUAUGGAAAAACAGGAUUGCCGGAGAUCAAUUUGUUACCACAGAACGCCAUUAAAGUACCCCCCUACUCACUUCAGAGGGGGAAUCGCGAUCUACAUUUCUGGCACGACUGGAAUGUGAGUGACCAAUGGGUCUUCGGUUUCGAGAACACCACCUUUACCAAGUUUCAAGGAUUCGACAAAGAUCCUAGGCAUUCGCAGGUGGAGAUACACGGUGGAGUACCCAGCGUAAGCUCUACGUUGAGAUUUCAAUUUGUAUCGCAGUUUCUCACCAUAAAAAUAAAUACAACAGGCCGAGCAAAAUCCGAUUUUCAAAACUUUCGGUUUAUUCUUAAAUUUUCCCUUACCGCUGACGACAAAGGAUAUGCCAAAAUCUACAAACUUAGUCUUAAUUUGGAUUUGGAUCGCUGGAUUCAGGAGCUGGAUGACCUAUUUGUGGGCAACACAGAUCUUACCGUGAUUGCCAACGAAUGGAUGAACCGGAACUGGAGGGAGUACUGGGUGGAUAUAGAGUCGGAGAUAACGGAAAUCGUUCGACUAUUAUUACACGAAAAACUUGAUCAAAUCUUUGCCGUGGUGCCCUAUAAAGAUUUUUUUCUUUAG
This is a messenger RNA of Drosophila takahashii, 735 nucleotides long. RefSeq names its product protein takeout-like. The record is from RefSeq and is a predicted model, not a curated record. NCBI's taxonomy places the organism in Eukaryota, Metazoa, Arthropoda, Insecta, Diptera, Drosophilidae.